AUGGCGUAUCUGCUUAAUGCCAGCCAUUUAAAUGCGUUGGCGACCAUCGAUUGGCAAGACUUAGCCGACUGCACGGACGUCUUUCAGCAGGAAGUUUCUAGAGCCGCUGCAACCCAGCAGGUAAUUGACAACCGUCGCCCCCUCAUCCUCUUUGGUCUUUAUGACAAGCUUCCCAGACCUGGGCCCGAAGCAGACGUGAUGCUGCUCUUCAACCCAUUAUGCAUAGCGCCUCUCUUGCUUUCUCCUUUUGCCAUGGCAGUGCAAGCUUGCCGGCUCCACUGUUCAGCAUGGCCAGUGGAUUUUCAGAGCCCGUGCUUGCAGCCAGAGCCCGAGUUUGAUUUCCAGGAAUUUCGCGAUGCCGUGGAUAACUUCAUAUCCGAUCCAUCCUCUCUGAUGCCACCUCUGCUGGACUGCACUGAUUUUCCUUUCCCUGUGGAUGAUGGAAGAUCCUUCAGCCCUUGCUGUCGUCAGCCUGCAGAGGACGAUUCUGCCUCUCAGAUGAAUGCAGAAAACAUCUCUUCCACUGAGCAGUAUUGGAAAGACUUAGCAAAUCAGAACCAGAAAGCACUAGGGGAUGCACUUGUGGAAAACAAUCAGCUCCAAGUGACAUUGACUCAAAAGCAGGAGGAAAUUGCUUCCCUGAAGGAAAAAAAUAUUCAUCUGAAGGAACUGGCCAGCCAAGCGAAGCAGCUUGCCUCUGUGCUGGAUAAGCUGAUGAUCCCGCAGUGCAAGGACAGCGCAGAAAUCUCCCUUGCCAAUUGCCCCAACAAGAGGAGCCUCAAGCAGGUGACCAUCGCUGAGCAAGAGGAGGAGCAGAUGGAAGUGAAUGAAAUUUUGCGGGAAAUAUCGGACAGAUGCAACGCGGCCUUGCAGUCCGCUGAUGACAAGAGAAGCCCAAAGCGCCCUCGGGGAGAGAACGAAACAAUCCACAUGUACGGUGCUUUCCAGGGCUUGCAGACAUGCAGCAGCCACAGUUCCCUGGACCUCAGUGGCAGUGAACUUGAGGAAGGGUUGUCCUUCACGACAGCCAUCAAUGAGCAUUGUAACAUUAGGACGCUGGCCUUCCCCCAAGGCAAUGCGUUUAUGGUCAGGACAGCUACUGGGGGCCACAAGUUUAGAUGGGUUCCCAGGUGAUGAAAGAGGGAUGUGAUCAGACGACUACACUUGCCUCUCUUUCCAGUGACUUCCUGCCAAAGAACCGCUCAUCUUCCUGCGUAGUGCCAAGGCAUUUCAGGUGGAGUCUACUGCUGACAGCUGACUGAUGUCAACCAGAGUUGCUAAUAUUUAGCUGGAAGUCCAGACAUCUGUUUAAAAUAGACAAACACAGAGCACUCUCUGCACCCCUCCCUUAAGUAAGCUGAUGCCAAACUUAUUGUUACUAAUCACGUUUUCUGUUUUGGAUUCCUGGCCCAUGAUUGCACUCCAUAAUUGGAAGCCA
Molecule: messenger RNA, 1438 nt
Organism: Lacerta agilis (Sand lizard)
Lineage: Eukaryota; Metazoa; Chordata; Lepidosauria; Squamata; Lacertidae
Gene: MCIDAS
Product: multiciliate differentiation and DNA synthesis associated cell cycle protein
Exons: 7
Coding region: 1-1134 (377 amino acids)
Biological process (GO): negative regulation of DNA replication; negative regulation of cell cycle
Cellular component (GO): nucleus
Source: RefSeq, a predicted model, not a curated record